Suillus subalutaceus is the source of this 201-nucleotide messenger RNA. RefSeq lists its product as uncharacterized. The annotation marks the transcript as partial. The record is from RefSeq and is a predicted model, not a curated record. Lineage: Eukaryota; Fungi; Basidiomycota; Agaricomycetes; Boletales; Suillaceae. The transcript has a single exon.
CACCUAGCCUGUCAUGGAGUGCCGAAUCGACAACAGCCAUUCGAGUCUCCAUUCUCAAUGCGCGACGGGCUGUUAAUGAUCAAGGUCAUUACACAAUCUGACUGGCAGAAACCGGAGUUUGCAUUCUUUUCGGCUUGUCAGGCUACCGUGGGCGAUGAGAAGAGUCCCGAUGAAUCGAUCCAUCUUGCUGUGACGAUGUAG